AUGCUGAAAAGCUUUGCGAGUUGUACCGUGGGUGUGGCUGUCGGUGUUUCCCUACUCGUACUCUUGCUGGUCUGUGGGAUUGGAUGUGCUUGGCACUGGAAUCACAGGGAAACCGCACCACUGCAACUUAACUUACCGAAGUUUAUACAAAGAAGGAGCAGCAGGCAUAAAGACUACACGAAAGCCGUCGGUUUGAGUGCCUAUGUGACUAGCCUAAGCACUAAAACCUCAGUGGAGACCAAAGGCCACAAAUCUACCUCCAAGAGAAAUAGGAUGCAUGCCAACUAUGAAAAUGUGGAAGUGGGCCCUCCCCGCGCUGAAGGGGCAACUGAGAAGGCCCUGUACGAAAACACGGAGCCGUCUCACCUCGAGGAGCAUGUCUACGGGAAUCAAACGGACCCCCUCUAUUAUAACUUCCAGAAACCUAGUCUUCCUCCUCCUCAAGAUGAAGACAUAUACAUCCUUCCAGAUUGCGACUAG
Molecule: messenger RNA, 480 nt
Organism: Arvicanthis niloticus (Nile rat)
Lineage: Eukaryota; Metazoa; Chordata; Mammalia; Rodentia; Muridae
Source: RefSeq, a predicted model, not a curated record